UAACCUAGGGUAAUCUCAAUAAAAAAUUAUUAACAAGGCUGAGAUUGGUAAGGGGCGGUCCGUAAAUAAGGUGUUUAAGGACUGAGUCCUUAGUGACGUGGCAACGUCUAAUUGGGUCGGUCGAAAUAUGUAUACCGGCUUGGAAAAAAAAAAUCUCAUUUGCGAGACCACACGAAAAAAAAAAGCUCUCGGCGACGCUUGAGGCGAUUUGAUCUCCUCGGAUAAUCAAGGUUAAGGAAACAUGGGACAAGAUUAUAGCUACAGCCAGCCUUCUUCAUCAGAGGAGUAUGACAUAGAUAUUACUUCCCUUCUUCAAGCAGAAGCUGAUAUCUACGCGGAUGAAGCUGAGAGUAGCCAGAAUAUUGCAGAGCCGUUUCAGUACCCUCCUCAACCUGAGGCUGAUGAUGGAAUCCCAAAGACAUGCUACUGUGGUGGUGAGCCUGUUGUUGCAACAUCUUACACAAGCAAAGAUCCAGGCAGAAGGUACUUCACGUGUGAGAACGCUGAUGAUGGAGACUGCCAUGUUUGGAAAUGGUGGGAUGUGGCGGUAAUGGAGGAGAUGAGUGACUUUCAGAGACAACUUAGGCAGGUUAAGGAUCAACGUAAUGAGAGUGAGCAGAAGCUGGUUAAGCUAGAGGAGACAGUGUGGGAGUUAGCUAAGAAGAAAUCAGGGGUUAGAGAUGGCUUUCCAUUGGUUGUUUGUGUGAUGGUCAGUGUAUUCGUCUUAAUCUGUAUGGUGGUCAUGUUCAAGUGGGUUGAAGAGAAGGACAACGUCAUCACAGGGUGCCUGGAAGAGCUGCAGAGGCUGAAAAGGCGAGGGUCUGACCUUUAGAAGGAGGGAUUAGCAAAAUGUCAUCAUCUUCAUCUAAUGAACUCGAAGAAAGAUUGAACGAAGCUUUCGACGAUAUAUUCGAAGAUAUAUACAACAACAUA
Messenger RNA from Brassica oleracea var. oleracea, 933 nucleotides. RefSeq lists its product as uncharacterized. NCBI's taxonomy places the organism in Eukaryota, Viridiplantae, Streptophyta, Magnoliopsida, Brassicales, Brassicaceae. The record is from RefSeq and is a predicted model, not a curated record. The coding region runs from base 242 to 832 and encodes 196 amino acids. Gene Ontology annotation, molecular function: zinc ion binding. The transcript has 4 exons.